AUGUCAGAAGUUUCAACAGUUCAUUUAUUGAAUCAAAGUGCAGGAUAUGGGAUUUUAGUUGGUUGUGGUGUUGCAUUUGCAGCUGGUAUGAUGUUAGUUACUUAUUUAUUGAAAAGAUAUUUAAAUGAAGAUAAUAAUUCAACUGAAAGUUUUGCAGUUGCUAAUAGAUCAGUUGGUACUUUUUUAACAGCUUCUGCUGUGUACAGUUCAUGGAGGAAAUUACUAACAUCUAAUAGUUGGGCUACAGAGCUUUUGUGGUGUAGUACUAUGGUUUAUUCAUAUGGUAUUCAAGCUUCUUAUUUUUAUGCAGCAGGUCUUGCAGUACAAAUUGCAGUUAUGUCAAUGAUUGGUGCUAAUUCCAAAAAGAAAGUUCCACAAGCGCAUACAGCUUUUGAAAUUAUUGAAUUAAGAUAUGGGAAAGCAACUCAUAUUUUAUAUAUCUUUUUAGGUUUAACAAAUAAUUUAUUAUCUUGUUCAAGUAUGAUUUUAGGUGCUUCUGGAGCUAUUUCAAUAAUUGCUGGUAAUUUACAUAUUGUUGCUUCAACUAUUUUAACAAUUUUUUCAGUUUUAUGUUAUUCAAUGUAUGGAGGUUUAAAAGCUACUUUUUUAACUGAUUUUGUACAUACUUUAAUUUUAUUAAUUGUUUUAUGUUAUUUAAAUACUGCUGUUUUAUCAAAUGUUGGAGGAUUAGAUGCAUUAUAUGAUGGAUUAUUAAAUUUUACAGGUACAAAAGAAAUUCCAGGUAAUUAUGAUAAUAGUGUUUUAACAGGUAAAUCUCAAGGUGCUAUUAUAUUUGGAUUAAUUUUAACUUUUGGUAAUUUUGGUCUUUCAGUUAUGGAUAGUUCAUUUUGGCAAAAAACAUUUUCAGCUACUCCAAGAGCAACUGUACCAGCUUAUUUAACUGCUGCUGUAUUAAUUGUUUCAAAUGUAUGGCCAUUAGGUGCUAUUCUUGGUGGUUCUGCUAUUAUUUUAGAAAGAACUCCUCUGUUUCCAACUUAUCCAAGAUUAAUGACUCAAUAUGAAGUUGAUUCUGGAUUUGCAUUACCUUAUGCAUUAAUGGCAACUUUAGGUAAAGGAGCUGUUGGUGCUUUAUUAUUAAUUAUUUAUUUAGCUGUUACUUCAACUGUUAGUGCUCAAAUGGUUUCAGUUUCUACAAUUUUAUCAUUUGAUAUUUAUAAGAAAUAUAUUAAUCCAAAAGCUCAAAAUAAAUCAAUGAUUAGAGUUUCACAUAUUGGUUGUGUUAUUUUCACUUUAGGAGCAGCUGGAUUUUCAAUUAUGUUACAUUAUGUUGGUGUUAAUAUGACUUGGUAUGGUUAUUUCUAUCCAUUAAUUAUUUGUACUGGUGUUAUUCCAUUAAUUUUAUCAAUUACUUGGAGUGGACAAACUGUCUAUGCUGCAUUUAUUUCACCAAUUUUAGGUAUAAUAUUUGGUUUUACAGUUUGGACAACUACUGCUUAUAAAUUUUAUGGUGCUGUUAAUAUUACAACUUUAGGAGGUCAAUUACCUGCAUUAUAUGGUGCAUUAACUUCAUUAUUUUUACCAGGUGUUGCAAGUAUAAUUAUUUCAUUAGUAUUUCCAAAGAAAUUUGAUUGGGCUGUUUUACAAAAAGCUCAUUUAUUAAUUAAACCAGAUAGUAAAUCAACAUCAUCAUCAUCAUCAUCAUCAGAUAAUAAUUCAACUCAAGAAGAACUUGAAACAAAAGAAAAAAAUGAAGAUGUUGAUGUUAAUAUUGAUUCUGAUCAAUCAUCAAGUAGUUUAGAAGCUCAAGAAGUAUUUGCAGAAAAAGAUCAGUUAACUCCAAAACAAUUAGAUUUUUGGAUUAAAAUAUCUACUGGUGCUUCAUUAUUUAUAUUAAUUAUUAUGUGGGUAUUAUGGCCAUUACCUUUAUAUCGUGAUUGGAUUUUUACAAGAUCUUAUUUUAAAGGAUAUGUUACAGUUGGUUUAAUUUGGUUAUAUGUUACUUUAUUUGUUAUUGGUUUUGCUCCAUUAGUUUCAGGUAGAAAAACAAUAGCAUUUAUUGCUAAAAGUACAUAUAAUGAAUUUAUAAGAAGAAAAAAAUAA
Molecule: messenger RNA, 2061 nt
Organism: Lodderomyces jiufengensis
Lineage: Eukaryota; Fungi; Ascomycota; Pichiomycetes; Serinales; Debaryomycetaceae
Product: sodium:solute symporter family protein
Exons: 3
Coding region: 1-2061 (686 amino acids)
Biological process (GO): urea transmembrane transport
Cellular component (GO): plasma membrane
Molecular function (GO): urea transmembrane transporter activity
Source: RefSeq, a predicted model, not a curated record